This is a messenger RNA of Nothobranchius furzeri (turquoise killifish), 1958 nucleotides long. It is a transcript of the gene vdac1, whose product is annotated as voltage-dependent anion channel 1. Gene Ontology annotation, biological process: monoatomic anion transmembrane transport. Gene Ontology annotation, cellular component: mitochondrial outer membrane. Lineage: Eukaryota; Metazoa; Chordata; Actinopteri; Cyprinodontiformes; Nothobranchiidae. Gene Ontology annotation, molecular function: voltage-gated monoatomic anion channel activity. The record is from RefSeq and is a predicted model, not a curated record.
UACCUUAAUUUUAACGUACAGCGAUUACGGCGUAACCUACGUGACACCGCCCCUAUCCUCCUUCUCUCUCCUCCCUUUGUGCAGUUAACAGGCUCCUUCUCUGCUAAGACUAACAACACAUCUACAGACAAUGGCUGUACCUCCCACCUAUGUUGACCUUGGAAAGUCAGCCAGGGAUGUUUUUACAAAGGGAUAUGGCUUUGGGCUCAUCAAGCUGGACUUGAAGACAAAGUCUGACAAUGGACUGGAGUUUGCCAGCGCAUGCUCUGCCAACACUGAGACAAGCAAGGUCGGCGGGUCGUUGGAGACCAAAUACAAGUGGUCUGAGCAUGGACUCACCUUCACAGAGAAAUGGAACACGGACAACACUCUGGGGACGGAGAUCACCGUUGAGGACCAGUUGACUAAAGGGCUGAAGCUUACGUUUGAGUCCUCUUUCUCUCCAAAUACUGGCAAGAAAGGUGGCAAGUUCAAGACAGGCUACAAGUGUGAACACAUCAACCUGGGCUGCGACGUCAACUAUGACAUUAACGGUACAGCCAUUCACGGCGCUGGCGUGAUAUGCUACGAGGGCUGGCUCGCCGGUUACCAGACGACCUUUGAGGCCGGCAGGAACAAGAUCACCCAGAGCAACUUUGCUGUUGGAUACAAGACCGAUGAGUUCCAGCUGCAUACAAAUGUAAAUGAUGGCACAGAGUUUGGUGGUUCCAUCUACCAGAAGGUGAAUGAAAAGCUGGAGACAGCUGUGAACCUGGCCUGGACCGCUGGAAACAGCAACACCCGCUUUGGAAUUGCUGCCAAGUAUCAAAUCGAUCCCGAUGCAUCUUUCUCCGCUAAGGUGAACAACUCCAGCCUUGUGGGACUGGGCUACACUCAGACUCUGAAGCCAGGGAUCAAGCUGACACUUUCUGCUCUUCUUGAUGGUAAAAACAUCAAUGCCGGCGGCCACAAGCUUGGUCUUGGUCUUGAGUUCCAAGCAUAGAAAGGAUAAUCGGAUGGCCAUCCAGACCUCUGAGCAUUUCCCCACCAAAAGAAAAUCUGAGUCCUGUAAUUAGUCCCACCUCACAGUCCUUCUCCCCUUAUCUUUGACGUGCUACAGGUGGAAACGAGCCAGAGUUGGUGAAUAUUUUGUCGCAACAAUCUUCUACUUUAAAAAGACCACUUAAAGCAAAUAUAAGUUAAAGAGAUCACUUGGGAAUAAGUGAAAUAGUUUACCCUGAUGUUUGAAGCUAAAUUAAAUAAUUUAUAAAGAAAAAAACUAGCUUUGAGAACUUUUCACAUUUGUGUCACCAUUUCUUUAGUAUUAUAUAUGCAAUACUUUUAACUAUGUCCUUUUAACGGCAGUGAAAAAGGAAAGAAUGAGAUCAGCCCAAGAUACAUGGAGGGCUGGCAUGCAAUGGUUUUGUUGCUCCUCCAGAUGGUGCUGCUGCUUGACACCAGUUAACACUCCUCACAGGGUUAAGUGGUGAAAACUUGUUUCAUUCAUUCAAACACUCCGAUACUGAGAGCUUCUGUGUCUGUCUUGAUAUUUUAAAUGAGGGGAAGGGUUAGUUGUCCCUGAUGUUAGCAGCUGUGGGUAGCUCUAAGAGACACUACAUCCCAAUGUGUACUUUCUGUGUUAUUGUCUCAAUCGUCUUUUGUGUCUGUGUAUUUGGUGUGAAUUUUUUCUUUUGUUACAUAUAGCAACAGAGGAUAUUUUAUUGAGAGUCUUGCAUAGUUAAUACCACUUAAAUGUCUUACGAAAGCAAAGACUUGAUAAUUGUCAAGAACACAGAACUGUCAUCAUUCACAUACCUGAUCUCUUGGUAUUAAAAGUUUAUGCUUUUGAAGAGGAUGAAAAAAUAAAUAAAAACACUUCUGGAAAUUGUUGUCUUCCAUGAGUAGUUAUGGGAAUCAAAGUUAUUGUACUUGACAGGAUUGACAUUCCUUGGACUAAAUAAAGAACUUGAUGAACCGGC